Syzygium oleosum is the source of this 2360-nucleotide messenger RNA. Its product is annotated as protein NRT1/ PTR FAMILY 8.1-like. NCBI's taxonomy places the organism in Eukaryota, Viridiplantae, Streptophyta, Magnoliopsida, Myrtales, Myrtaceae. Gene Ontology annotation, molecular function: transmembrane transporter activity. The transcript is spliced from 6 exons. Gene Ontology annotation, biological process: transmembrane transport; oligopeptide transport. Gene Ontology annotation, cellular component: membrane. The coding region runs from base 401 to 2113 and encodes 570 amino acids. The record is from RefSeq and is a predicted model, not a curated record.
AUGGAAAGACAAUUGCGAAAAGUGCCAUUUGCUUGGGAAGCAUAGCUGACUGCCUGAGUAACACGGUGCGAGCUUUAUAAAGCUCCCCUCGUUCCGGAUGCCGGUGGCGAUUCGAGACGACCGCCGUCUUGUUCACUUCCUCCGUCGCAGGAGAGUCUCCGGUCGCCGCCGAUGCGCAUUCCUCCUCCCUCUCGGAGCACCCAGCAUCGCGACGGAGCCGACGACCGCAGCGGGAUGAACUGUGUGGGCGCACUCUUGAUUAGCCGACUUUCGUGAUCAUACGGAAGUUCCUUCGCUCUGCAACUCUGAAAGAAAACCUGAAGACAUUAUAGCUUCUGCAACCAUUGUCGAGAAUCCAAAUUGAGACAAAUCAAAGCAGAGACGAGAAUUGCCAAAACCCAUGGGGGAAGAAGAUGUUUACACGAAAGAUGGAACGGUGGACUACAAAGGCAACCCUGCCAACAAAAAGAAAACUGGAACAUGGAAGGCCUGCCCCUUUAUUCUAGGCAAUGAAUGUUGUGAAAGGCUGGCAUACUAUGGCAUGAGCACCAAUCUGGUGCUUUACUUCAAGAACCGCUUACAUCAACACAGUACAACCGCUUCUAACAAUGUUACGAACUGGGGAGGAACGUGCUACAUCACUCCUUUGAUUGGAGCUUUUUUCGCCGAUGCCUAUCUAGGGAGAUAUUGGACUAUAGCAUGCUUCUCGAUUAUCUAUGUUCUUGGGAUGACACUGCUGACGCUCUCGGCAUCAGUCACGGGACUAAAGCCAACCUGUACAGGGAAAGAUAAUUGCCACGCUACGAAUAUCCAAAGCGCAGUGUGCUUUAUAGCACUCUAUCUCAUAGCCCUGGGGACUGGAGGGAUCAAGCCUUGUGUCUCAUCCUACGGAGCUGAUCAAUUUGAUGAUGCUGAUGAGGCUGAAAAGAAACGCAAGGGUUCUUUCUUCAACUGGUUUUAUUUCUCAAUCAAUAUAGGCGCACUCAUUGCGUCCUCUGUUUUGGUCUAUAUACAAGACAAUGUGGGUUGGGGAUUGGGUUUCGGCAUUCCAGCAGCUGCUAUGGCAAUUGCAGUAUGUACUUUCUUUUCGGGCACUCGCCUUUAUCGUAACCAAAAGCCUGGAGGGAGCCCCCUCACGCGUCUCUGUCAAGUGGUGGUGGCAUCCUUCAGAAAAUAUCGAGUGGAAGUACCAGCUGACAAGUCUCUCCUGUAUGAGACUGCGGACGCCGAGUCUGUAAUCAAAGGAAGCCGCAAGCUUGAUCAUACCCAAGAUUUGAGUUUCUUUGACAAAGCUGCUGUGGAAACACAAACCGAUCACAUUAAGGAACCCGUGAAUCCAUGGAGGCUGUGCACCAUCACCCAAGUGGAGGAGCUAAAGGCGAUCAUACGGCUGCUUCCUGUAUGGGCCACCGGAAUCGUCUUUGCCACUGUGUACAACCAGAUGGGUACCUUGUUUGUUUUACAAGGCUCUACUAUGGACCCUUACGUUGGAAAUUCUAGCUUCAAAAUUCCAGCAGCCUCUCUCUCUAUCUUUGACACCCUCAGCGUCCUAUUCUGGGUCCCUGUAUACGACCGCAUCAUUGUUCCAGUGGCAAGGAGAUUCACGGGUCACAAAAGCGGUCUGACCCAACUGCAGAGAAUGGGGAUUGGCCUCUUCAUAUCCAUCUUCGCCAUGAUAUCGGCAGCAAUACUAGAGGUCGUUAGACUCAAGAUGGUAAGGAGGCAUGGCUACUAUGAUUCCACGUACGUACCGAUGUCAAUAUUCUGGCAGGUCCCCCAGUACUUCCUCAUCGGUUGUGCAGAAGUGUUCACAUUCAUUGGGCAAUUGGAGUUUUUCUACGAGCAAGCGCCCGAUGCCAUGAGGAGCAUGUGCUCUGCUCUCCAGCUCACCACGAAUGCACUCGGAAACUACUUGAGCUCGCUCCUUGUGACUAUUGUCACAACUAUUAGUACAAGACACGGGAAACUGGGAUGGAUUCCAGACAAUCUGAACCGCGGUCACCUCCAUUACUUCUUUUGGCUUUUGGCGGUCCUCAGCGUGAUCAACUUGGGAGCUUUUCUCUUGGUAGCGAGGUGGUACACGUAUAAGAGGGCGGUGGGGACGCUCCGCUGAAAGUGCAGGUCUCUUCCAGCCCAAAAACUUGUUUCCACAGCGACCUCAGUUUGGAGCGUGACUUAAACAGAUGUCUUGAUCGGCAUCUGCUUCGCCGGUUCAAGCUAAAGAAUGGCCUGCUUGAAGUGAAGUACAUGUUUCUACUUUCUGUUGUGUGUAUGAAAAAACAACUGGUUACCAAUUGCUUCGUUGUGUCAUUGUGUAAUCUAAGAAUCAAAAUGGAAGUGAAAGUAAAAGUAUAGCGCAA